Pyrus x bretschneideri (Chinese white pear) is the source of this 797-nucleotide messenger RNA. RefSeq lists its product as uncharacterized. The record is from RefSeq and is a predicted model, not a curated record. Gene Ontology annotation, cellular component: nucleolus. NCBI's taxonomy places the organism in Eukaryota, Viridiplantae, Streptophyta, Magnoliopsida, Rosales, Rosaceae. The transcript has 4 exons. Bases 1 to 519 code for a protein of 172 amino acids. Gene Ontology annotation, biological process: maturation of SSU-rRNA from tricistronic rRNA transcript (SSU-rRNA, 5.8S rRNA, LSU-rRNA).
AUGCAGAAGAAUAAGGGAAGACAAAGAGGAGGGGGACCAUUUAAGAGACGAACGGAUAACAAGGAAGAAAACUCAGACACCCACUUCCAAAAAAUGGACUUGAGGAACAUUGCUAAAGAGAUUGAGCUUUUGGGUACUUCUAAUAUGACAUGGAAGGAGAGAAAGGAGUUGGAAAAUAGGAGGGUGGUUUCUCUAGGCGGAAAGCCUCAAAAGAACCGGCGACUACCUCUAAGUGUAGCAAAACUGGUCAUGAAGAAUCAAAAGAAAAGGGAGCAAAAACUGCAAGAACAGAACAUGGUCCUUGGACGUUUUGGUGGGAAUUCAAGUGGCAGUUCUAAGAGAUCCACAGAGAGGAAGAGGCCCGAGAACAGGGGUUUGAAAGGAAGCGAAGGACACUUUAAAAACGGUGUACUUGAUGUGAAGCAUUUGCUACGUCCUACUUCAUCUGGAGACACAUAUGCUGGUCCGAGUAUGUUCAGAGGGAAAACUAAGGGGAAGCGAAAGAAGCAACACAGGUAAGAAGAUCGGCGGUAUGGACUAGCAUAAUGACGGAAAAUCAUUUUAAACAAGAGCAGAAAGAUUUUGCUUGUGUUGGUGGUGCUCCUAUCGGCAUUGGAACUCAAACAAUACUAAUGUGAUCCCAUGUAUCUUGGCAACCACUAGCAUUUAGCGACAACUCUUUUUCGGGUUUGUUAUUUACUUCCUUUUAGUUCGAAAUCUGUACCUCUCCUUACUGGACCGGAUAUAAACCACACCAUGCAAUUUUUAUCUAACAGAUGCAGUUUCCGUUUUCAUGA